AUGUUUGCUAGUGCCGUGGGUUUAGCUCUAACACAUUCAUGUCGAUUGUACAUCGACAAACUAAUAAUCGAUGAACUUUCGAUCCCUUUUGAAAUUGAUGUGUUAAAUAUGACAGUCACUGAAACAGAAUAUUUAAACGUUGUACGCUUUGUUCGACAGCUAUAUAAUUAUUGUACAUUUUUUCCUUAUUUGUUGAAACCGAAUGCUAUUAAGUAUUUAGAAUUAACUGGAUUUUGGCAAGUUCAAGGACAUUUUACCACUUACACAAAAGAAAUACAAAAACAAUUUACAUUUCGACCAUCGAUCUUGGCAAGAGUUGGUCUAUUUUUCGAAUGGCAAAUACACCUGAGAAACACAUGUUUUAACAUGACAAACUUAACUAUCAUAAAAAGUUGUAUCAUUCAGAAUACGAUGCAGACAUAUUCUAGCAAGAAUCAAACUGAUAAAACAAACCUGACACAAUUGCAGCUGAGAAAUAAAUUGAUUUUAUCAUCAUAUACAUGGAUCGGUAUUCAUAUUCGACGCGGUGAUUUUUUAUACGGACGAACGAUAUCAUCAACAAGUUUUAUAUUAGAUGCAAUGAAUCUCUUCAAUACAAAAUACAAUAAUCGAACCAUAUUCGUCAUAACAAGUGACGAAAAAUCAUAUUGUAGCAGAACAUUUACUCAUAUCUUAAAUGUCGUCGUUACACCUCAUUCAUUUACACCAGCUGAAGAUUUGGCUAUAUUGGCUGUUUGUCAAAACACCAUUGUAACAGUCGGCACAUUUGGUUGGUGGGGUGCAUAUCUGUCGGGUGGAGUAGUUAUUCAUGACGUAAAAUCACCCCAGAAUCCAACACCAAUUGAUAAUAACUGUUCAAAAGAUGCAUUUUUUCCUUCAUGGUUCUCAUUUUUGAAUAGAACUUCAUAA
Didymodactylos carnosus is the source of this 909-nucleotide messenger RNA. Lineage: Eukaryota; Metazoa; Rotifera; Eurotatoria; Philodinida; Philodinidae. The record is from the annotation of a GenBank genome assembly.